UCCUCCACAGCACACUUCUCAACCAAUAUCUUCAUCCUCCUAGUCUCUCUCUAAGUAUUUUUCUUCUCUAUCUAUUACUGCCCCUAGAAAGAGAAACUACUAGCGAUAGAAAGAGAGCUGCUUAGUUCUCCCCGCUAGAACCAUUAACAGAAGGAAUUAUCGACAGUGCAACCAGUGAUGUAUGCGCAUGGCGCACCCUCUCUCUUAGUCUGCUCAUAUCCCCAUUUAUUCCAGCCUGUUUCUGUUAGCAACUAAUCUCCUCUUCAUCAUUCCUCUCAAGUUCUCCUCCACAGGCUUUAAAAGCCUGAAACCUUAGCCUCUCACUAGAACGCCCAAAGGCACACAAGUUUCUAUUUCUUUACAGAGCUGUAAGGGCUGAAGAACCGUAAAAAUAAUGGAUCCCUGCCCUUUCGUGCGCAUAACUGUAGGAAAUCUCGCUCUAAAAAUCCCCGUCGCUUCGAAACCUGCACGCUCUGUCGUUCACCCUUCAUCCUCGCCCUGCUUUUGCAAAAUCAAACUCAAGAACUUCCCUCUUCAAACGGCCGUCAUUCCCUACAUUCCACCAGACAACACCCAAUUUCCUGAAGGCCAGCACCAAACUCUAGCUGCCACUUUCCACCUAUGCAAGUCCGAUCUCGACCGGCUCGUUACCAAAUCUAUUUUCACUAACAAGCUCCACGUCAAAAUCUCUAUCUACACUGGCCGCCGCGGCAACACUUGUGGAGUGAACUCAGGGAGGUUGUUAGGGAAAGUUUCAGUACCUCUGGAUCUUGCGGGAACGGAAUCUAGAGGGGUUGUGUUUCAUAAUGGAUGGAUUUCUGUUGGAAAAGAGUGUGUUAAAGGUUCCUCCGCUCAAUUUCAUUUGAAUGUCAAAGCUGAGCCUGAUCCAAGGUUCGUGUUUCAAUUUGAUGGAGAACCUGAGUGCAGCCCCCAAGUGUUUCAGAUCCAAGGCAAUAUUAGGCAGCCAGUUUUUACUUGUAAAUUCAGCCUUAGAACCACCACCGGUGACCGCAAUCAGAGAUCCAGAUCAUUGCAAGGGGAGCCCAACAGCUCAAGGAGCUGGCUAACUUUUGGGAGCGAAAGAGAGAGACCUCUAAAAGAACGAAAAGGCUGGUCAAUAACAAUCCACGACUUAUCUGGCUCACCAGUAGCCGCCGCUUCAAUGGUAACUCCAUUUGUCCCCUCACCCGGUUCGGACAGGGUAAGCCGCUCUAACCCUGGCUCGUGGCUCAUCCUCCGCCCCGGAGACGGUACCUGGAAACCCUGGGGUCGGCUCGAGGCUUGGCGCGAGCGAGGGUCAUCUGAUGGGCUUGGCUACCGUUUUGAACUAAUCCCUGAUACAAAGGGUAGUAUGAGCGCAGCCAGUAUUGUAUUAGCAGAGAGCACACUAAGUUCGCACAAAGGAGGCAAGUUUGAAAUUGAUUUAGGAGCUGGCUCAAACGGACGAGCCACGUCCCCCGUGGGCAGCCCAAGGGGCAGUGGCGAUUACGGUCAUGGAUUGUGGCCUUAUUGCAUGUACAGAGGGUUUGUUAUGUCAGCUAGCGUGGACGGAGAAGGAAAGUGCAGCAAACCUGGCGUGGAAGUGAGUGUGCAGCACGUGAAUUGUACUGAAGAUGCAGCUGCUUUCGUGGCAUUAGCAGCAGCCGUUGAUCUGAGUAUGGAUGCUUGUCAGCUUUUCUCACAACGGCUAAGAAAGGAGCUCUGUCAAGAUCAGGAUUUGCUUGGCUGACAUCGACGCUGAUUCUGGGCUUCUUUGAGCUUUUUGGGGGCCUUUUACGUCGUCGUUUUGUGUUUUUUUUUUCUGGGCAGAUGGAUAUUUUAAUAUUUUCCAUCGCGCUGAGGGGAGGUUUUUACUUACCGCUACUAACAACCAAUGAACAGACGUUGUACAGGGGAGAGAUUAGACAGGCACGCUUUGUUUUUUUUUAUUCGUGUGGCUUUUUUCGGUUAUUUUCCCUCUUUUUUUUUUUUUUUUUCUUCUUUCAAUUUUUUAAAUUAGAUUGUAACAAUUUAUCGAAAUGUCAAUUGCUUUGUUGGCAACCA
Molecule: messenger RNA, 2043 nt
Organism: Populus nigra (black poplar)
Lineage: Eukaryota; Viridiplantae; Streptophyta; Magnoliopsida; Malpighiales; Salicaceae
Exons: 2
Coding region: 395-1729 (444 amino acids)
Source: RefSeq, a predicted model, not a curated record